UUUGAUUGAUAUUAUGAUGUCAACAAAGUGAAUUUCUUUUCUUUUUUUCUUUCUUUGUAAAUAAUAUUCGUGAUGUUUUCUUGAAUGUUUUCUGAUCUGAUCAUGUUGGAUUAAAUUUUGGAAAAUAUUUUUGUUGUUUUCUGAGCGAUUCACCAUCAUCGUCAAUUUCAAUCAGAUCUCGAUCAAUUUAGGUAUUUAAAAAAAAAAUUGAAGCAAACAUGACUCGAAGUCAAACAACUGCCGCAUCAUCAUCGUCCGCACCAUCGCAACGAAAUAGACAACAACAAUCAUCAUCAUCAUCAUCAUCGAAUGCAAAUGUUAGACAUCGAUCCAGUAACAACAACAGCAACAACAAUAAUAAUAAUCGUCGCCAUCAACAUUCACAUUUGAAUACAUUACGUUUAGCACAAUUAUUACAAUUACAAUAUGAUGAAAAUUUUACAUUCAUUUCACCAUGUAUUAAAUAUUUUCUAUUCUUUUUCAAUCUAAUUGUUUGGAUAUUCGGUUGCCUAUUGAUUGGUUUAGGUGCCUGGUCAUUUCUUGAAGAAUAUAGCGAUAAUACGGCUAUUCAUGUUCGUACUGUUAUUGAUCUUUUGCUUAACAUAUCAUUGUUUAUUAUUGUAUUUGGAAGUAUUGUUUUCAUCAUGAGUUUUACCGGAUGUAUUGGUGCAUUACGUGAAAAUCUUUUUCUUCUUCGAUUGUAUUCGCUAAUAUUAUUGCUUAUGUUUAUUGCUGAGACAAUUUUAUCGGCUGUUGCAAUCCUAUUUCCAAAUUCAUUCCUGAACCUGGUGAAGGAAGCAUUCUCAAAUGAACCAAUUAUCAAAUAUCGAGAUGAUUCAAAUCUACAGAAUAUUAUCGAUUUGGUACAAACAGAAUUUCAAUGCUGUGGUGUAUCGGAUAAAGGUUAUAAAGAUUGGUCAAAAAAUAUUUAUUUCGAAUGUUUGGAUACAAAUCCUAGCCGUGAACGAUGUGCCGUACCAUAUUCCUGUUGCCGUAAUUCUCGUAAUCUGGAUUCUGGUUUAAUUAACAAUGAAUGUGGUUUUAAUAUGCAAAAUAUAAGUUCAGUAGUCGAAGUAAAUAAAGAUAUUUUUACACGUGGUUGUAUUGAAGCUAUUACGGAAAAAAUUGCACCACAUAUACCUAUUCUUGCCUAUGUUUGUAUUGGUAUUGCUAUCAUUCAGUUAUUGCUUAUGUUUUUAGCACGUUCAUUACAGGGCCAAAUAUCGGCACAAUUAUCCCGUUGGAAUGGAAGAUGAUUUUGAUGAUACGAAUAUUGCAUAUUAACUUUUUUUUUUGGUCUUCUCAAUUUUAAACUCAAUUGUACAAAUUGAAAUCAAAAUAAU
This is a messenger RNA of Dermatophagoides pteronyssinus (European house dust mite), 1343 nucleotides long. RefSeq names its product tetraspanin-33-like. The record is from RefSeq and is a predicted model, not a curated record. Lineage: Eukaryota; Metazoa; Arthropoda; Arachnida; Sarcoptiformes; Pyroglyphidae. Gene Ontology annotation, cellular component: plasma membrane.